AUGAAUGCAGAACUCAAAGACUCUGUAACUUUCCUCCCCCUAAAGGACCUUAGAUUUGGAGAAACAGCCAGAGAAGGCCACACCUGGUUUAUGAGCUCCUUGAACGACAUAGUCGAAGAAAAUGAAACAGAACACUUAUAUUUCCCUUCGAAGGCAUCCAAAGGUCGGCUUCUUUGCUUUAAAGGGCGGGAUAUUAGGGAUGGCACAAAGAAUUCAUAUGCUUUGGCAUGGCGAGGAAGUCUUCCAGACUCAGCUAUUCUACUGGAAGGCUUGACAUUUGUAUCGGACACAUAUUACAACCAUGACAAUCUUUGGCAUGGAAUCUGUGCAACGGCUCCUCUUGUAAGAUGGUCAAUGAAAAAUGAGUGUUUAAAGCCAGCAAGAUGGGUGCUAUUCCACUGGGGAGAACUGAGAUUUAAAAUGGGAUCUUGGGUUCAACAACUUAUGCAAGCUAAUUUCGGUGAAGUAAAGGUGGAAGGAUUUGAUAAAGGAGAUGUACCUUACUGUUUUGAGAAAGCCACUGUCAUGAGGCAUGAUCUAGGCCAAAUGAAGCAGGAGAAUAAGCUGAAGGUGUCCGACCAGCUGCGCUGCAAGGCUAGGAGUAACUGUGGCCUUAAUCCUGCAGGCAAAGCUAGAGAGAUGAAUGAAAGGGGAUUUCCAAUUAUAAGACUUACACUGCUCAUGAGAAGAGGUUCCCGCUCGUUCAAGAAUGCAACUGCUGUGACUGAUAUAUUUGCAAAGGAAUGUGCCCGAGUCGACGGCUGCAUUCUUCAUGUAGUUCAGUCAGAAGAUCUAUCUUUCUGCGACCAGGUGAAAGUGAUGACCAACACUGACAUUGUUGCGUCUCCACAUGGAGCUCAAUUAACAAAUAUGCUCUUCAUGGACCGCGAGAGCAGCGUAAUGGAAUUCUUCCCGAAAGGAUGGAAAGAGAAUGCUGGCGUAGGCCAGUAUGCUCACCACUGGAUGGCGAACCUAUCAGGGAUGAAACAUAAGGGUGCAUGGUGGGAUCCAAUAGGUGAGGAGUGUCCAUCCCCGCAAGAUCGGGGGCAGUGCUUUCAUUUUCAUAAAGAUGGCAUGGUUGGACAUAACGAAACCUAUUUUGCCGAAUGGGCGAGAAGAGUCAUUGAUCAAGUUAGGCUAAGCAAGGUGGAGCAAGCCUCUGUAGAUCAAGCAAAGCAACAACUUGAUUCAAAAGCAUGUGCCUGCUAG
Messenger RNA from Lycium ferocissimum, 1209 nucleotides. RefSeq lists its product as uncharacterized. NCBI's taxonomy places the organism in Eukaryota, Viridiplantae, Streptophyta, Magnoliopsida, Solanales, Solanaceae. The record is from RefSeq and is a predicted model, not a curated record. The transcript is spliced from 2 exons. Gene Ontology annotation, molecular function: glycosyltransferase activity. The coding region runs from base 1 to 1209 and encodes 402 amino acids.